Messenger RNA from Cicer arietinum (chickpea), 1888 nucleotides. RefSeq names its product probable CoA ligase CCL5. The record is from RefSeq and is a predicted model, not a curated record. NCBI's taxonomy places the organism in Eukaryota, Viridiplantae, Streptophyta, Magnoliopsida, Fabales, Fabaceae. Gene Ontology annotation, molecular function: CoA-ligase activity. Gene Ontology annotation, cellular component: peroxisome.
AAAAUAAGAGAGCAGAGUAUUUAGAAAAAAGACAAGCAGAAUUUACAUAGAAUAGAAUAUCAAUAGAGAGUGAAAGAGAACAGUAUGGACUCAAAGAGUGGUUUUUGCAGCUCUAAUUCAAUCUUCUAUAGCAAGAGGAAACCCCUUCCACUCCCUCCAAGUCACUACAUAGACGCCACCACUUUCAUCUCCUCCCGCUCCCAUCACGGCCGCGUCGCUUUAAUUGAUGCAUCCACCGGCCGACAAUUCACCUACCAACAACUAUGGAGUGCCGUCGAAGCCGUCACUUCAUCUCUCUCCAACAUGGGAAUCCGAAAGGGUGACGUCAUCCUCAUCCUCUCUCCCAACUCCAUCUAUUUCCCGGUGGUGUGUCUGGCCGUGAUGUCCCUCGGCGCAAUCAUCACCACCACCAAUCCCCUGAACACAACACGCGAAAUCGCCAAGCAGAUCGCCGAUUCCAAACCUGUCCUUGCUUUCACAACCUCUCCUCUAGCUCCCAAAAUCAGAGGAGCAUCACCCACACUUGCAAUCAUUCUCAUGGAAUCCGAAGGUGACUCAUCAAACACACUGGAGGAAAUGAUGAAGAAAGAACCAGAGUUGAGUAGAGUGAGGGAACGAGUGAACCAGGACGACACAGCUACUUUGCUUUACUCAUCUGGAACAACGGGACCCAGCAAAGGUGUGGUAUCUUCGCAUAAGAAUCUCAUAGCAAUGGUUCAAAUCGUAUUGGCUAGAUUCGGUAAAGAACAAGAGGAACGUGGACAAACCUUCAUAUGCACUGUUCCAAUGUUUCAUAUAUACGGUCUUGCAGUUUUCGCAACAGGGCUUCUCUCCUUGGGUUCAACCAUUGUUGUUCUAUCCAAAUUCGAGAUGCACGAUAUGCUUUCAUCCAUUGAGAAAUUCAGAGCAUCGAUCCUACCGCUUGUGCCGCCCAUACUGGUGGCUAUGCUUAACAACGCUGAUGCGAUUAAGAGCAAGUAUGAUUUGAGUUCCCUUCAUACGGUGCUCUCAGGUGGGGCUCCUCUAAGCAAAGAGGUUACAGAAGGGUUUGUUGAAAAGUACCCGAAUGUUGCCAUACUUCAGGGUUAUGGUCUAACAGAAUCCUCUGGAGUUGGGGCUUCCACUGAUUCUUUGGAAGAGAGUCGUAAGUACGGCACUGCGGGACUUUUGUCUUCUUCAACGGAAGCUAUGAUUGUCGACACUGAAACUGCUAAACCGCUACCUGUUAAUCGAACGGGUGAACUUUGGCUCCGGGGUCCCACCAUCAUGAAAGGUUAUUUCAGUAACGAGGAGGCAACUACAUCAACCCUUACUUCAGAUGGUUGGUUAAAAACAGGAGAUGUUUGCUAUAUUGAUAGCGAUGGAUUUGUAUUUAUCGUUGAUCGUUUGAAAGAGCUAAUUAAAUACAAGGGAUAUCAGGUCCCUCCAGCAGAACUAGAAGCUCUGCUGCUGACUCAUCCUGCUAUUUUAGAUGCUGCUGUCAUACCGUAUCCCCAUAAAGAGGCUGGACAGAUUCCAAUGGCAUAUGUAGUAAGGAAGGCUGAAAGUAACAUAGCGGAAAAACAAGUUAUGGAUUUUAUUGCAGGACAGGUUGCUUCGUAUAAAAGAAUUCGAAAAGUAGCAUUCAUAUCUUCUAUACCCAAAAAUCCAUCUGGUAAAAUUCUUCGGAAGGAUCUCGUCAAGCUCGCUACAUCUAAACUUUGAACAGAUGAGCUAUUAAAUGAUAGGUUUCUUCUAGAUUUAAGUAUAAUGAAUUCUUUCAAGUAAAAACCAGCAGUAUUGCUUUUCAAUACUCUUUGGAGAAUAAAAAUGUUUUCAUUUGGAUGAACAUUUAUAAUUUGAACGAUAAUAUUUGUUGAAUAAGAUAUUUAUUUUUAUGUUCAAACAA